This is a messenger RNA of Prunus avium (sweet cherry), 2964 nucleotides long. The record is from RefSeq and is a predicted model, not a curated record. Lineage: Eukaryota; Viridiplantae; Streptophyta; Magnoliopsida; Rosales; Rosaceae.
AUGGUAGAUAAGUUACAGUAUAACAGGGCAUUAUACUUGAAUAGCUCAAGUUGCCAUUAUCCAGACUCGGAUACUAACAAUUUGAAGAUCAAGUGCACAGUGGACUGUGUACAUGACAAAAACAGACAUUGCCAUGUCAAGGAGUUUUCCUUUACCGGCGCGGCUUUAACUGGUUCUAUACCUAAAGAAGUGGAGGAGCUUAAGCAUUUGGAGAAGCUUGAUUUAUCCAGCAAUAAGCUUACCGGUUCCAUUCCUGAUACCUUGUGGAAUUUGUCAUCCCUGGAACUAUUAGACCUUUCAAGAAAUCAACUGACAGAAGGCAUAUCAGAGCGCAUAGGACACUUACGCAAUCUUACUAUUCUGUCUCUGUAUUAUAAUAACUUGUCAGGUCCAAUUCCCGACCAAUUAGGAAACAUCACAGCCCUUCAAACAUUAUAUUUGGAUCAGAAUCGACUCUCUGGUCGUCUACUAUCACUUAGAAAUUUGAGCAAUCUCGAAGACUUCUGGGCGGGAUCCAAUGAUCUUACUGGGGAAUUCCCGGAUUAUGCCAAUCUUACUCAGAUGAGCGUAUUUUCAAUAUCUGGCAACUAUAUGUCUGGUCGCUUUCCAGCUGACUUCAUCCGAAAAUGCACCCAACUAUAUUUACUGUCAAUUUUGGGAAACAAUUUUGAAGGGAGUCUACCUGCAGAACUUUUUAAUUACUCCCGUCUUGAGUAUUUAACGAUCAGUGACGUAGCAAACUCUGGUUUCCAAUUCCCACGAUUUGCAAACCUGAGCAAUAUAUACACUCUGAUAUUAAGGAACUGUUCCAUCACCGGUGAAAUCCCUGAAUACAUUGGUAAAAUGUCAAAUUUAAAAUACUUGGAUUUGAGCUUUAACAAUUUAACCGGACGAAUCCCACAUUCCAUGAAAGGUUUAAAUUUAACUCACUUGUCCUUGGCAAAAAAUAAACUUAAUGACACAAUCCCUGAUUGGGUUGGUGAAGUCAAGACUAGAUUGGAUUUGUCGUACAAUAACUUUUCCGAAGUUAGCUUCGUAGUGCCAGACGAUAAGCGAGAUCAUCUGAACUUGUUUUCCUGCUGCAGCAGUUCAACCGAUCCAGAUCAACUAUUUGUGGAUCCAAAGAAACGCAUGCAUACGCAUUGUCCUGGACGAAAAUCUAAAUCUCGUUCCUUGUUUAUAAAUUGUGGUGGUGAGGGAGUAAAUUUUGGUGACAAAUAUUAUGAAGCAGAUAACUCAACUUCAUUCUAUUAUAUUAGUCCAUCCAAAACCUGGGGUUAUAGCCUUUCUGGAGACUUCUUAUCACCGGAGUCCAAUCCUAGUAAUUUCAUACAGAACCAGUCAUUUGGAAUUCAUGUUCCUGAGGCAGACUUAUAUUCAGAUGCUCGGAUUGCCCCUGUCUUCCUAAGUUAUUAUGCUUGCUUACACAAAGGCAAAUAUAAUGUGACCCUUCACUUUGCUGAAAUGGUAUUCAGGGAGAAGGAAUCGUAUAGUAUACUAAAAAGACGGGCAUUUGAUGUUUAUAUCCAGGAUGAGAGAAGGCUAAUGAAUUUCGACAUCGCAAAAGAGGCAAAGGGUCCAGAUGAACCUCAAAUCAGACAUUUCGAAGCUAAUAUUAAUGAUAGUGUAUUGGAGAUUUCCUUCUACUGGGCUGGAAAGGGAUGUGCAGACGUCCCACCUACUUUGAAUGGACCUCUCAUUUCUGCUAUUUCCGUAACUCCAGUUCCCCAACACUCUGCAUUGUGGCGAAAAUUGAAGAAAGCAUUGAUUAUUACUCUACCUUCAAGUGUAGUUGUUCUAUUGCUUCUAUUAGCUUUCGUGUGGAAAAUGGGCUGGCUGGGGAAAAGAGAUUUGAGAGAAAUACAGAUAGGCCAAGAUAAACAUGUUACCCUUCAAGAAUUAAUAGGUGCAACUCGAAAGUUUAGCAGCAAAAUGGAGAUCGGUAGAGGGCAUUUUGGAAGGGUUUAUAAGGCUGAACUGGAAGGUGGUCAAACUACUGUAGCUGUUAAAAGACUUUCUACUCACUCAAAAGAAAAUAUUGAGGAAUUAUUAAAUGAAUUCUAUACCUUAAAAUCAUUGAGGCAUGAGAACCUUGUUCAAGUGUUGGAUGCUUAUUUUGGAGAAGGGUUACAUUUGCUCAUCUAUGAAUAUAUGCCAAACCUGUCCAUUGCAGACGCUUUUUUUGGCUCGAAGUCCAGAUUGAAGUUUAAUUGGGAAACUAGAUUUAACAUUUGCCUGGGAAUAGCGAGGGGUUUAGAGCAUCUUCAUGAGCACCCUAGACUCAAGAUGGUUCAUAGGGAUAUCAAAGCUGAAAAUAUCCUUCUUGAUGGAGCUCUUAAUGCUAAGAUCUCAGACUUUGGAAUGGCAAGCCUGUACACCGAGGAAGAACAACUUAUGAUCAUCAAAGUGGAAGCACCAAACGGACAUAUGGCACCUGAGUAUGCAAUUCAAGGAAUUGUAACAAGCAAAGUUGAUGUUUACAGUUUUGGGGUGGUUAUACUCGAAAUUGUUAGUGGGAAGAAAAAUGCAGGAUACAAAUUUAACCAUGAGAGUGAGUAUCUCUUGGACAUGGCUUAUGUCGCAAAUAAAAAUGGAAGCCUCGUGGACUUGGUGGAUAAAAAUUUGUCUGGCAUUUAUGAUGCAAAACAAGCCAUCACCAUCUUAACCUUGGCCGUGAUGUGCACGAAUAUAUCUCCUACUCUAAGGCCAAGAAUGGCAGACAUUGUGAGUAUUCUUGUUGGUGAGAAAACCUUUGAGCAGAUUAAUCCGCCUACUGUGGAAGAUCAUCAGCUUAAUGUAGCCAUGGCUCGUGACGAAUGUACCAAAGCUGAUUCCUCUACUUCCACAGACGUGACCUCAAGGGCAUCAACUUCAACUAAAUUAAUCAAGGGGAUAGAUGAAACACAAAAUUCUUCUGCAGAAACCUGUCUCGAAAUAUUGGAAGAAAGUCAGACCUCGCAUUAA